Molecule: messenger RNA, 1680 nt
Organism: Aureobasidium pullulans EXF-150
Lineage: Eukaryota; Fungi; Ascomycota; Dothideomycetes; Dothideales; Saccotheciaceae
Product: Cupredoxin
Exons: 2
Coding region: 104-1609 (501 amino acids)
Cellular component (GO): cell wall
Molecular function (GO): structural constituent of cell wall; copper ion binding; oxidoreductase activity
Source: RefSeq, a predicted model, not a curated record
ACCAGCCCUUUCAUGUGUGUCAGAAGCCUGUCUGCGUGGUCGAGUAUGCAUCAUCCCGCCCCUCGCUUCCCUGCUCCUGGAUCGAAUCCUGUGUGGAUUCUCUAUGGUAAGUCCUGCUUCUUCAGGAAGUGCUACAUCGAGUGCUAGCAGCCCAGUCACACAAAUUUCGGAUGGUCAAAUACAAUCACCAGCCUACUCGACCCCUUCGCCAAACGGCACUUUGAGUGCUACACCUGGAGUCGUCCCUUCCAAUGCCACUACUACAGUCGAUGCUGCUGCCGCUUCCAUCAGCCCCAACGGAGGCAUUCUCUCGAUUGCACCCAACAGCACUACCCCCGAUGCAUCCAAGCUGGCUACCCAGAACGAGUGCAAAGCUCUCAUUGAUUACCAGCUUCCCAGCAAGAACAGUAUCCCCUCCAACUUCAACUUUUCUGGCAAUGUGAGAACCUACUACGUCGCCGCCGAAGAGGUGGCUUGGGAUUAUGCACCUAGUGGUUGGGACAAUUGGCUUGGUGUGCCUGUCCAAAACUCUCCACACGCGAUAGCGGCUGGAUAUCUCAACAUCACCGGAUCUCUUGGUACCUCCAAUUGGGGACUGGGUGGAUGGCAAAAAGCUGUGUACAAGGGCUACACAGACGACAGCUUCACGACCCAGAGCGAACAACCUGCCACCAAUGGCAUCAACGGCCCUAUCCUCAGAGGCGAGGUUGGUGACAUGAUUCAGAUCAUGUUUGUCAACAACCUCAAGGAUCAUUACAGUUCGAUGCAUUCAAUGGGACUCUACUAUGGAAAACAAUACGAAGGCUCUCUAUACCCCAACACCACCAGCGGCGAAACACCGAAUGUGCAAGAGCAGGACGCCGUCCCUCCUGGCGGUUGUGCAGUCUACAAGUGGCUCAUCUCCGACUCGCAAGCCCCGGCCCCUGGCCAGAGCAGCCGUCUAUGGUCAUACCACAGUUUUGUCAACAUGCCUGCCGACACCUCUGCUGGUCUCUCUGGUCCCAUCAUUGUCUACAACAGCGGCGAGAUGAACAGCACAAUGUCUGCUCACCGUGAAUUCGUUGUUACCACGAACACCCACUACGAGGCUCGCUCUUUUAUGGCUGGUGAGAACGCAAAGAAUGCCGGGGUUGAUACCAGCACUAUGCGCGCCACCAACCAGCUUGUUCGCCCUUUUAUCGGCAAUGAAUCCUUCUGGGUGCCACAGUUGGCCAACUUCCCAGCGAUUCAGCUUAGCGAUGCUCAAGGACCCAAUUUCUACACCAUGAAUGGUUAUGUCUUUGGCAAUGGCGCACCUUACGAAAUGUGCCGGGACGAUCCAGUCAUCUGGUACGUUAUGGCAUUUGGUGGUGCGUCUCACGUAUUCCAUCUGCACGGCAACAACUUCCAAUACAACGACAUCUGGCAAGCCUCUCAGAGUAUCAACGCCGGCGAAAUGUUUACCUUCAACAUGAACGCACAAUUGCCUGGUGUUUGGCAGCUGUUGUGCCAUGUGUCGUCUCACAACCUUUUCGGCAUGCAGCAGAACUAUGUUGUGCAUGGCACGGAAGUGGACGGUCAGACUUGCCCCUUGCCGCCGCUGACUGCCAAGUUGGCUGGCAGCCCGUAAGCAACCCGAGGAAAGAGUUCUUGAAUUGUACAUAUAAGGCGAUUUAGUAAUGCGACGAGUAUCAAUAGUAG